AUGUACUAUUCUUUCAUAUUUCUUCUUUUUAUCUUAGGAGUCUGCAUCGCAGAUGUUUCCAACAUUACCACUCCAGCAACCGCAGGUUGUAAUGCAGAUAAUUGUUAUCGUGCAGUUAGUGGAGACUUUCGUGGACCUUUUCAGCAAGCCAUAGCAUAUGAUGAUUGUAUUGAUUAUAUGGAAAACUUCUGCACGGUGGACGUCAUCAAUAUCACUGUUACUUCCAUCAUCUUGACAACAAUUACCGAGGUAUCGACUGUGGGAAAGCGAGCGGUAGCAACGACUCCCUUUUCACUUCCACCAUAUGCUAGUGCCUGCUCUAAUGAAGCACGCUAUUCGAGUGCUUGUUCAUGUUGGGGUAUUUUACCUGACACUAUCACUGAAACUGUACCUACGUACACUACCUACACCACCUCUACAGUUACCACUGGCCUUCCCCCUGUCUGCCCCACAGGCAAAGCCCUCAUGAAAGAUUCCCUCAACUGUGGCUCCUGCGGUUACGUCUGCGACACGGGCUAUUGUGAACACGGCACCUGCAAUACAUUUCCCUGUAUCCCCACUAAAUGCGAAGAAGGCAUUAAACCAUGCGUUGUCGAUUCCACCUGUUUCUGUUUCAAUACUUUCACAGGACUAGGUUUCUGCGGUGAAAAUAUCGUCUGUGCUGAGGCAAAAGAUUGUUAUGAUGAUGGUGAUUGUCCAAAUGCUUAUGUUUGUGCUUGGGAUACCUGCUGUGGGAAUAAUGUAUGCGUGCUUGGAAAUUGUCCGAAUCCGGCGGCGAAGUUGGUGAGAAUGGUGCAGAGGAAGAGGGAUGCUUUGAUUGGGGAUACGGCAGCUUAUAGAGCGACAUGA
Molecule: messenger RNA, 849 nt
Organism: Sclerotinia sclerotiorum 1980 UF-70
Lineage: Eukaryota; Fungi; Ascomycota; Leotiomycetes; Helotiales; Sclerotiniaceae
Exons: 2
Coding region: 1-849 (282 amino acids)
Source: RefSeq, a predicted model, not a curated record